Molecule: messenger RNA, 5259 nt
Organism: Hydra vulgaris (swiftwater hydra)
Lineage: Eukaryota; Metazoa; Cnidaria; Hydrozoa; Anthoathecata; Hydridae
Biological process (GO): negative regulation of canonical Wnt signaling pathway; cell fate specification; cell migration
Cellular component (GO): beta-catenin destruction complex; catenin complex; cytoplasmic microtubule
Molecular function (GO): gamma-catenin binding; beta-catenin binding; microtubule binding
Source: RefSeq, a predicted model, not a curated record
UUAUAGAUGCUUUUUCUUAUUUAGGUAAUAAGUCAGUUUCGACAAGUCAAAAAUUAGAUUUCUCAGGAAUUAAAAGCUUUUAGGAAAAUCAUUUUACAUUAAAUUGCUUGCUUAAAAUCGCAUCUUAAAAAUCUUAAAGAUUUAAUCAAAUGAAUCCAGAAAUAAAAAAGAAAACCUCUAAUAACUCAACUGGACAUUAUAUGAAUUCAUCAGGACAUAUCCCAUUAAAAACCUCAACUCAUCCACCUUGUACUGUUGCAUCAAUACAACCAUAUGGCAUUUCACCAUCUAUUCAACAUAAAUCUUUAGUUCAUAAUCCUCCUAUUGUACUUUCCCCAAAAACUAUUAGGAAUGAUAGAUCUCAAGCUGCUUAUGAACCUGAAAUAGGACUGGUGCAAAAAAAUAGAAACAAUUCAUCUGCCUAUCCGUCUCCACACCAAACGCAAAAAACAUUUUACAUUAAUUCUGCACCAAAUACAACUCAUGGUAUUAAUUCAGAGCGUCAAAAAAUUGAAGAUGAAAUAUUAUUAUGUCAACGAGAAUUGGAUUCAUGUUGGCAAGAAGAUGUAUUUGACUGCCCAAGGGAUUUCACUGCAAUAGAUCGCCGAAGAGAAGAGUUCUAUGCAGAACAAUCAAAUGUCUAUUCAUGUUCUUCUCCACCACAUGACCAGGUAUUCGAACCUCUAGAAGAUUAUUUAGGAAAAAGUGUUUCAACUGAAGAUAUUUGCUUAUCUCCCCCAUGGGUAGAUGAAGAAGAAACUAUGAAAGUUCAUCAGAGGCAUUUAUUUAAUAUGUCAAAUAAAUCUUACCAUCAAACACAUCAUGAAACUAUGCAGCAGAAACAGCUACUGCAGCAAAGACAAGAUCAACCCAAACCCAAUGAAAAUCAGCAAUAUGCUUCAACUAAAUAUGGUGGGAUUUGUGAAUCAAAAAAUCAAUUACAGAAUGGAAAUUUUUCAGCAGUUAAUCAAUACAGUUUAAAGGCUCCAAACAUACCUGUUUCAUCUGCUUUAUUUACAAAGUCCAAAGUUCAAGCUGUUUCUCCUCAGCCUCGUAACCAAAAGAAAGUUAAUAUUGACAAUGUUGUCCGACAUAUUUCUUAUACGGAAGGACAAGAGUCACCCAAGGAUUUUUCAUUGUCAUCAUGGCCAAAAUCUGAAAUGAGUUCACGAAUACCGUCCUCAGAAAGAAUUAAUCUUUCACCACUGUGUAUGUCUGCAUUAGCAUCAGGUACACAAACGCCAGUUGAGUAUGAAGAGAAUGUUUUUCCGAAAAAGAGCACAACUGAUAAAGAUAAACUCUCUGUAAAAUCUAACAUAAAACCUGUUUCACAGCAGGCUGAAAAGAGACCUCUUGACAAUUACAAAGAUAGUGACGCUUUAAAAUAUGCUCAUCAUGCUGUUCCUAUGCAACCAGAACUUGUUAAAGUAUUUACUGAUGGUGCAGAAAUGGGUUCACGAAUCCCAUCGUGCGAACUAAUCAGCUUGUCGCCAUUAACUAUGUCAGGCAUGACAUCUAAAGCUCAGUCAGGUAUUCAAACCCCAAUUGAGCCAAAUACUGGUGUUGUGCCAAUAGCAGAUUCAUCAUCUAAAAGAGUUAGUUUUUCAUAUCCAGGUUCUUCUUGUAGUGAAAAGAGUUAUGAGUCAAGUGGAAGUAGUACAACAGAAAAGAUUAUUGCACAAGCUAAAAGCAUCUCUCCCUCAUUGCCUUCGUUAUCUGUUGAACAGCCUGCUAGUGACACCACUAAGGAUUUUUCGUAUAUUCCUCAAUCAGAACUUGGAUCACGUAUUCCUUCAUGCGAACGAAUACCACUUUCCCCUUUAUGUCAGUCUGCUGCCCCUUCAGGAUGUCAGACCCCUGCAAAUAUGGAACCAAAAGAACCUAGUGCUGAAGUUAAAUAUCGAUCAAAGAAGCCAAUGUCAAAGUUAGAGGAAGUGAUAAACAAAAUGAACUUAGCUUCAAGUUCAGCACCUCCACGUUUGGAUACUUAUGAGGAAGAUUCUGUCAAGAAUUUUGGGAGUUCAGAGCAUUCAUCCAGAAUGCAAUCUCGUGAAAAUUUAUAUUUUACACCUCCUUGGUCUUCAAGUACUUCAGGUAUGGUAUCUCCUUGUUCUGGUUUUAAUAGCAGGUUGAAACCUUUGAUUCAUCCCCCUUCCAUUCAGGAAAGAGUUGAAUCUGAGGUUGACAAGAGCAAGGUUGAUAUUUUACCUAACAGUGUCAAGAUGACAAAUUAUCAUUCUGUUUCGUUCAAACAACCCCCUCAGGUUAAUAAUUACCCAUUACGACACGAUUCUUGGUCUUCUGAAGAAUCUAUUAGUUCUAAUCAUACUGAUAUUUCUACCGUUGUAAAUGCACCUACUUCUAUGCAUAAUACAGCUCCAGCAUCACCAAUCCCUGAUGGUUCUGAAGAAUCAGAUAUUUCCUCAGAAGCUGAUGACCUUUCAGAAGCAUACAAUCAAAGAGUUUCUCCAACACAACAUACCACAAAUUUUAAAAAGGUUGAUCAUAAUAGUUUUCAAAGUAACAAUACUUCUUUCUGGCAUCAACAAAAUAAUAAUACUACCAAUUUUCCUCCAAAUAAUCAUGGUCCGAUCAAUCGUCAUCUUGCCUCUUCUGACCCGCAACAAGUCAAAUACAAUAAUUAUAAUAGUUCAGUACCAUUAAAAAGUUCUCAAUCUAACCAAGGUUAUUAUAACAGCCAACAGCCACCUCACCAUGAAUUUUCUAAUCAAUUUCAAAACCAUCAAUCUGUUAGUUAUCCACGUACUUUAGUUUAUCCUCAGCAUGCAAGACAACACAAUGUAGUGGGAUCAUAUAUUGCCCAACCACCAAACCCUCUUUACAAACCGAAUCCGAUUCCACAUAGUAAUGUAAAUGUUUUAUUUAAUCCUUCUGAACAAUUAAAUUCUCAACGUCGUGAUUUUGCUGACUAUCCACAUGACUCUGAGCAACAGCUGACAUAUCCUGUACAUAGAUCAGUAGGCUAUCAUACUAGAAUGCAAACUAUACAUGAAGGUCAUUUAAAUCCAUCAUAUCCUUAUACUCCAAAACAUCCCAAUGAAAAUUUCAGGACAUACCCUUUUUUCCAUAAUUCUAAAGAUUUUGUACCAAGCAAUGUUUUAUACAACAAAGUGCAAGGACAGCCUUUACAUUCAUUGCAGCAGUCGCAAGAGGUACGGAAAGAAAGAGCAUACAGUGUAACUAGUCUAGAACCAAAUCAUGACUCGCCACCUCAAUCAGAUGGCCUUGACACAAUAAGUUUAGUAAGCUUUGCUAGUCAAGGUGCAUCUAAUCAAAACUUAGAUACUAAAACCGAUAUGAUGUCAUCUUUGAUAAGUAUGCUUGGAACACAUGAUCCCGAUGAUAUGGCACGUACACUUUUGGCAAUGUCAAGUAGCCCAGAUUCUUGUACUGCUAUGCGCCAAAGUGGUUGUGUACCACUUCUACUAAAUUUACUGCAUAAGCGUGAUCAUCAUCAAGCAAUUAAUUGGGGUGCAAGACAAAGGGCUGCACUUGCUUUGCACAAUAUUAUUCAUUCAAAUAGUGAUGAUAGACGCGGAAAACGUGAAAUACGAGUAUUGCGUUUGCUGGAAAUCAUCAGAUCUCACAGUGAAGCUAUACUUUCAAAAGGAGAUCAAAAUUAUCGUCCCAACUUACUUGCAAUUCCUAUGGGUGAUCAUGGUCCUGGACCUGCUGUAGCUGCAAUAAUGAAGUUGUCAUUUGAAGAAGAACAUAAAAAUACAAUAUGUGAGUUAGGUGGAUUGCAAGUAAUUGGUGAAAUAUUGGCUGUUGAUUACAUGGCAAACAGUAGAUGCAAAGAUCCUUAUUCAAUUGCUCUCCGCAAGUAUGCAGGAAUGGUUUUAAUAAAUCUCACAUACAAUGAUUCUGGAAACAAAGCUAUUCUCUCUACUUUGCCCAACACAAUUAAAGCUAUUAUUUCACAAUUACAAUUUACAGAUGAAGAGGAUUUGGUCCAAGUGUUUGCUGGCAUUAUAAGAAAUGUUUCUUGGAGACCUGAUAAAAAUACUCAACAAGCUCUGCAGGCAGCAAAUGCUGUUCGUGGUUUAAUGAUAAGUAUUCAAAAGCUUCGAUCAGAAGUUUGCAUUCGUGCUGUUUUAAGUGCAGUUUGGAAUCUUUCAGCUCAUAGUUCUGAAAACAAAGAAGAAAUUUGUCGUACCCCUGGAUCAUUAGCAUUUCUUGUCUACGCUCUUAAUUACUGUUCACCCACUAAAAACUUAUCAAUUAUUGAAAAUGCUGGUGGAAUAUUAAGAAACAUAUCUUCUCAUAUUGCAGUUAGUAAUGAAUAUAGAUCAAUAUUGCGACAAGGAAAAUGCAUGCAGACUCUUGUGUUUCAGCUUCGUUCAACAAAUACACGAAUAGUAUCAAAUUCUGCUGGGAUCUUAUGGAACUUAUCAGCUAGAUGUGCAGAAGAUCAGGAAUUACUAUGGGAGCUUGGGGCUGUUUCAGUUUUAAAGAAUCUAGUUAAUUCUAAACACAGUUCAAUAUCUGCAAGCUCAGCUGCUGCGUUGAGAAAUCUCUUAGCAGUGAAGCCAGGCAGCAGUACCGAUACAGAAUCUCUUGCAUCUACUCAACACAAUCGUACUAACAGCUUGCCAACAAGGAAUCGCCCAAAUUUUUCAUUAGACCCAAAAUAUAAAUCUUUAAACAUCUCUAAGGAAAAAAAGUCUAUAUUUAGCAAAUUUCAAAAACAUGCUAACACUGGGGCUUAUCAAGAAUCAAUUACAUCAGAUGAAAGUUCAUUAGUUUACACACCUUUUCCUGUUUCAAUCAGCAAAUUAGUAAAACACAGUAAUUUUAAUUCCAACUUAGUUCAAAGUCCAACAAAAAGUGAUGUGAAAAUGGAUGUUCUUGAUGAAAAAAUAAGUGUUUGGAUGAAAAAAUGCACAUUGAAAAAAGAAGAUAUAUAUCAGGACUGCAAACUUUCAGUUACAAAAGAUUCGGUUCUUUUACACCAUUCUACAACAAAAAGUGUUUUAAAAAAUGAUCAAAAGAAAAAAGAAAAACUUCCAAAGGUGCAAAGGUUUAGUCGUAAAAACAAAAAACUACCUAUAAAGUCUUCUGUUGAUUCCUUAACUUCAAGGGAACCAUCCUUGGAUUUUGAUAGAGGGAAUGAUAAAAAUGUGUGGGUUAAGUCCUUAAAGCAGAAAUUGUUUAAAAAAUCUUUCUCUUCUGACCUAGACUCAACUGAAUUAAAACAUCUGUAAUCUUUUUAAACAUUGUAUAUAUUGUUUGAUUUGA